Molecule: messenger RNA, 1920 nt
Organism: Aspergillus sclerotioniger CBS 115572
Lineage: Eukaryota; Fungi; Ascomycota; Eurotiomycetes; Eurotiales; Aspergillaceae
Product: homoserine O-acetyltransferase family protein
Exons: 1
Coding region: 115-1701 (528 amino acids)
Biological process (GO): L-homoserine metabolic process
Molecular function (GO): homoserine O-acetyltransferase activity; L-serine O-acetyltransferase activity
Source: RefSeq, a predicted model, not a curated record
GCAGAUUUUUCCCCCCUUCCCCGGAUUUCCCGCCCAGUCUCAUCAUAAUUACUUAUCAUCUACAACGGCAACGUCUAGCAACAUCCGGCAACGAAACGUUGCUUCUGGCUCACCAUGGGUCCCUCAGGUAUCGCACGCUCAGCUCCUCGAGCUCUGAAAGCUGCCACGCGGCUCAACCAGCGCGAGAGCCUCUCUACCUUGGGUGGAGGUCGUCGAAUCCAAAUCCCGUCAUCCACGUCAUACCCGGCACAGGCACAUUCCAGGGCCCUGCACCAUGUCCCGUCGCGCAGGUCACAGUCCGCCACGGCAUCGAAUCCCGCCAUGUCCUUCCCUUGUCUCGACGCUCAGGAUGCCAAGUCCGCUCAACUCUCCGCACGGUCACUCCAGUCGGGGCCCGAGCCCUCCUACACAACCGGUCACCACGAACAGUUUCACUGCGAACAACCCUUGCUACUGGAUUGGGGUGGUGUGCUACCGGAAUUCGAUGUCGCUUACGAGACAUGGGGCCAGUUGAAUCCCGACAAGGGCAAUGCUAUCCUGCUACACACGGGUUUGUCUGCGUCCAGCCACGCUCAUAGCACCGAAGCCAACCCCAAGCCCGGCUGGUGGGAGAAGUUCAUCGGGCCCGGCAAGCCCCUGGACACGGACAAAUACUACAUCAUCUGUACCAACGUCAUCGGAGGAUGCUAUGGCAGUACUGGACCUUCGUCGAUUGACCCCUCGGAUGGAAAGCGAUACGCUACCCGGUUUCCGAUUCUCACGAUAGACGAUAUGGUGCGGGCACAAUUUCGUCUUCUGGACUCCCUCGACAUUGACAAGUUGUACGCCUCGGUCGGAUCCAGCAUGGGUGGUAUGCAGAGUCUCGCGGCGGGUGUGCUCUUCCCCGAGAGGAUCGGCAAGAUUGUCAGCAUCAGUGGAUGUGCGCGAAGUCACCCGUAUAGCAUUGCCAUGCGACACACUCAGCGGCAGGUGCUGAUGAUGGACCCGAAAUGGGCGCGGGGAUUCUACUACGACUCGAUCCCGCCUCACUCGGGCAUGAAGCUGGCCAGAGAGAUCGCCACAGUGACAUACAGGAGUGGACCGGAAUGGGAGAAUCGGUUCGGCCGCAAGCGUGCAGACCCCAGCAAGCAGCCGGCUCUGUGCCCGGACUUCCUGAUUGAGACAUACUUGGACCAUGCGGGAGAGAAGUUCUGCUUGGAAUAUGAUCCCAACAGUCUACUCUAUGUGUCGAAGGCCAUGGACCUGUUUGACCUCGGCUACGAUCACCAGUCCGAGACACAGAAACGGAGGGCUGGGUAUGAGGCUAAGAUUGCCGAGGGAGGGAAGACUCUGCAGAAAAGCGACAUCGCGUGCAGCUUGACCCUUCCGGAGAAACCGUACGAGGAGCAACCGUCUGUGACGGCAGGCACUCCCUCGAUGGAUCAAGCUGUCGGGGGAGAGGCAGGACCAGACGCCCCACCGCGGGAUCUCGUGGCUGGUCUGGCGCCCCUCAAGAACCACCCGGUUUUGGUGAUGGGUGUUGCCAGUGACAUCCUCUUCCCCGCCUGGCAGCAGCGAGAAAUCGCACAAACCCUUCGGGCAGCUGGGAAUGAGAAUGUCGAGCACAUCGAACUCGGAGAGGACGUCUCACUGUUCGGACAUGACACGUUCCUUCUGGACCUGAAGAACAUCGGCGGUGCCGUGGAGAAGUUUCUCCGGUAAACGGGCCCCCGAUGGGUCUUGAUUCGGUCAUGACGAAAGCGGGCGUUAAUUGGUAGUUAGCGUGAUGUAUUCCAUUCUGUAAAUAUUCCACACCCUGCUUGCCUGGAAUCACGGAACGGGUCUUUUCGGCUAUGAUCGUGUACUAGCUAGAUAUAUAAUAUAACCUCGCAUGGUGGAAAGAAGCCGAACCAGAGUCAACAUCCGGACCGGAACAUGAGA